CCGGAAUUCAGCCGGCAUUCCCGCGAAGGGUGAAGGGAGCAAGGUGGUCUCUCCUGCAGUGCUGGGCGACGGGCCGCGCGGGGAGUUGGGGUGGCGAAAUGCCUCGGUAUGCGCAGCUGGUCAUGGGCCCCGCGGGCAGCGGGAAGAGUACCUACUGUGCCACAAUGGUCCAACACUGCGAAGCUCUCAGUCGGUCUGUCCAGGUUGUGAACCUGGAUCCUGCAGCAGAGCACUUCAACUACCCUGUGAUGGCCGACAUCCGGGAACUGAUUGAGGUAGACGAUGUGAUGGAAGAUAGCUCCCUGCGGUUUGGUCCCAAUGGAGGGCUGAUAUUUUGCAUGGAGUACUUCGCUAGCAAUUUUGACUGGCUCGAGAACUGCCUAGGCCACGUCGAGGAUGACUAUAUCCUGUUUGACUGUCCAGGUCAGAUUGAGCUGUACACUCACCUGCCUGUGAUGAAGCAGCUGAUUCAGCAGCUGGAGCAGUGGGAGUUCCGAGUCUGUGGGGUUUUCCUUGUGGAUUCUCAGUUCAUGGUUGAGUCAUUCAAGUUCCUUUCUGGCAUCAUGGCAGCUCUGAGUGCAAUGAUCUCUCUAGAAAUUCCACAAGUGAACAUCAUGACGAAAAUGGAUCUGCUGAGUAAGAAAGCUAAAAAAGAAAUCGAGAAGUUUCUAGAUCCAGAUGUGUAUUCUUUGUUAGAUGAUUCUACAAGUGUCUUAAGAAGCAAAAAAUUCAAGAAAUUGACUAAAGCUAUAUGUGGAUUGAUCGAUGACUACAGCAUGGUGAGGUUUUUACCUUACGACCAGUCAGAUGAAGAAAGCAUGAACAUUGUGUUACAGCACAUUGAUUUUGCCAUUCAGUAUGGAGAAGACUUGGAAUUUAAAGAACCAAAGGAGCAUGAAGAUGCAUCCUCAUCUAUGUUUGAUGAAUACUUUGGAGAACAACACCAGAAUGAUUGAAGAUUGUUGUGUUAACAAGGGACGGUGUACAUACAUGUGAAGAACGUGGGGGCUGAAUCCAUGGAUUAUCCUCGCCGAAGGCUGCCGCCAUAGAGAGCUACUUAUCUUUCUGAGAAGGAAAAGGGACUGCUCGCUUUAUUUUAUCAGUAGAUGCCUGAACCAUACUGAGUGCUGCUGCUGCCACCGUUAAAGUGUAAUCUUUUUUUUUUUUUAAGUGUAAUCUUGUUGGUGAUACUUGAACCACAUCAAUUUAUAUUGAGAAAGUUAAGGUGAAUGUACAUAGAUUGUAUAUAACAGAGAUUAGCACCUUGCUACAGUGAAAAUCUCACGUUAUUUUAUUGUUUUGUGUUUGAGGGUUUUGGGGAAAGCAAGAAUUACUGUAAUAAAACAUAAGCAUUA
Echinops telfairi (small Madagascar hedgehog) is the source of this 1355-nucleotide messenger RNA. RefSeq names its product GPN-loop GTPase 3 (gene GPN3). The record is from RefSeq and is a predicted model, not a curated record. NCBI's taxonomy places the organism in Eukaryota, Metazoa, Chordata, Mammalia, Afrosoricida, Tenrecidae. Gene Ontology annotation, molecular function: GTPase activity. The coding region runs from base 99 to 956 and encodes 285 amino acids. The transcript has 8 exons.